Molecule: messenger RNA, 4755 nt
Organism: Anopheles coustani
Lineage: Eukaryota; Metazoa; Arthropoda; Insecta; Diptera; Culicidae
Product: protein cramped-like
Exons: 4
Coding region: 115-3534 (1139 amino acids)
Biological process (GO): pattern specification process
Cellular component (GO): nucleus
Molecular function (GO): chromatin binding
Source: RefSeq, a predicted model, not a curated record
GACGAACCAGCUAGGAAAAAGCAAUGUGUUCUAGCGGCUUUUGGUGGCCUCUCCAAAGAACACACCCAGACAUCCGGCACAUUCUUGCAGCCACAUGAAAGCAAAGUCACCUCCAUGCUAGUGACAGCCUCUUCCGAGUUGUUGGAGGAAUCAUCCGUCUCGAACAGCACGAAACCAUCGAAUGUAGUGAAGCAAAAAAAGGAAUGCGGCUUAGGUGCAGGCCUUUCUGGAGGACCUGUGUCGCCGGGCGAGGAAGUGCUUGGCUCGGUGACAACGUUCUACCCUGCCGGGCACCCGGACAACGGGCACACGCUGCGAACCAGUGCUCGGGUGAAACACAAAAUGCGCAUGGAAACGAUCCACAACAAUCCGCUACCAACGGAGCGCAAGGAACAGCCCAAGGCAAGCGGUGGAGUACUGCCGAAAACUAUCACACCCCAGAAGCAGAUGCGCGCCGUGUGGAGCAACCAUGACAAGAACUUGUUCUUCGAGGCGCUUAACGAGUACGGGAAAGAUUUCGAGUCCAUAUUAAACUACCUGAACACCAAGAAGCGCCGCAAAGACAACGCCUGCGAGCAGCAGGUCUUCAAGACGAAGGAUGUGCGCAACCUAUACUAUCAGUUCAAUCAGAAAAUCUCCAAGUACCUGCACUUUUCCGACGAAGUGAAAAAGGAGGCGCAAGAGCUAUAUGCACUCAUAAACUAUGGCGAGAUGCGGAAAAAGGUGCCGUUUCAGAACAAGAAGUAUUUCCAGAAGCUAAAAGAUCUCGUUUAUAAGGGCUUCACCAUGGUACGCGAGAAGGGUAAAACAAUUCGCAUCAAAACGCCCUCUUGUCGGGCGCUGCGUAAGCUCAACCAGCUAGAAGAAUGGCAGGAGGAGAUCAAGUUGCCACCGCGCGUAGACGUGCUUCUGCAGCCGGCAAACAUGGAGGCCUGGGGGCGGGUGCAGUCGUUGGCCCAGAAUCCGCGCGUACGGAUUACAGUCACCAUCCAAAAGCGUGUAUCGGCGCUGCUGCAGCUGUUUCAGCAGAAGUGGCGGCCGCAGGAGCUACGGCUGGUCGAGCGUGUCGAGAAAAUGAAAAUAGUGUCCUCAACGGUAACUUCCAAGCUGAUGCGCCACCGUAUGCAGAACGAGAUUCAAUUGUGUUCGCAGCUGCUGCCAUCGGCGACUUCAUCACCGCCAUCAGUCAGCUGUACCGAGCCAAGGGGGCCAGUACUAAACCUGCAGCUCCACUUUGUGCCCUCCCACUCAGCCGUCAUCCACAGACCGAUGAUUAGUUUGGCGGAGUUUCAGAGCAACACGAGUAUAUGUCUCAACUCGUACGAGCAGCGGAUCGGAGUGAAGGUGCGUGGAGAAACACUCGUCCCGUCAGAAAAAGUCGUGGGUGCCGCAUGCAAGAAACCGAAGCUAUGCUUGGAUAGCGGGCACGAUUCGACGAAGGACGAAAAACAUACUGGGAGCGAGCAGCUGUCGAAGCUUAUCAUGAACGACCUGCUGAAGUCGCCAAACGCGUCGAACGAAUCGAUUGAACUAAAGGAGAUGGAACUCUUCGAAAUAGAACUAUUAAAUGGGCAUAGUGCUAGAAGCACGGACGAUUGCGAUGGGCCGCCAGCAACAAACUUUGCGUAUGCCACAAAUAUGCCGGCCCUAUCGGGGGCAUGCGGAUCCGAUCCUGCUGCUGCCAGGAUGAGUGACAAUUCCAACGACGAGUUUGUGCUAGCCGAGAGCGACACAUUGAAGUACGACAUAGAAAUGCAGGCGGAGCACACGAUCGUCGGUGACGAGGAGCCCUGCAAAGAGGACCACGUGCUGACCGUCUCUAGCAGCACCGUUACGACUUGUGUUACAACUGUAAUCUCUACAUCAAGCACAUCCGCGGUGCGGAAAAAGUGCCCCCGGCGAAAGGGUUCCGACGCAGCGAAGCCACCACCGACCGGCGUUUUCAACCACAUUCGGCCACUCGUAUCGGAGCAGGAAAUGCAGAGGAUCCGGGAAGGCUGGACCUUAUACAAUGCGAACGAUCUCACUAUCGGGGACCUGUACAUAAUGUUUGGCGAAGACAUGAAGUUGCACCUUGAGUACGAUUGGGUGUGGGAGGAAGCGCCCCUGCCUCGAAUCGUUCCACCGGUAGACGUGAAAGCGACUAGCGACGAACAAUCAAACGCGAUGGGGGUUGCAGCGGUCGCGAAAGAUGAGGCGCAACAAUCAACAAACUCAACAAACUCAAUCGAUUCUUCUUCCACCUCCUCCAAUAACAAUAACAAUAACAGCAACAACAUUAACAACAACAACGACAACAACAUUAAUAACAACAAUUACACCAACAACGCUACCUCGACUGCGGACGAUGUAAUUGGGUCUAUCGGCUGCUCUGCGGUGAAAGAGGAACCAAUAGGGAUGAGUAACAAUAAGGAUGGAUCGAACGUGAUCAGCAAGCGCCUCAAGCAGCUAGUCAUGCUGAUGAACAUGGGCGCCAAGAAUGGAAAGAAACGGUGCAUUUGUGGAAAUGCUACCGAACGCAAAAUAAAGCAUCGUGCGGAUUGCGAUAAUACCUUGUCGACGUGCCAGGACGAUAAUCUACUUUUCAAGCAACCAAUGCUUCCUGCACUUAAUGGUGUCAAUUAUCUGACACCGGAGCCGAUGCACAUGCCUCCACAAGCACGAUACAAACAGUCACGCUGGUUACGUACGCGAAUUAACCGGCAUCAAGGGCUGUUUUCGCCACUUCCGGUUCCGCGCACACCCCAUCCAUCGGCAGAUAUAUUUUCGGUCGGGGCGCUCGAUGUAAACAGCAUGCAUGGUCGUGAAGGCGCUUCUCGUGUUCCAUUCCCGCACUCAAGCACCGGUCCGGGUAAGUUCGGAAAGCGCAACGGUAGCAGCUUCUCGUUACCAAUCAACACCUUGUCGGAUGAAGGUGACCCGGAGCACCCCGGUGCUAACCGAACGAUACAGAUGCCGUACGAUGAGGAAAAUGCAAACGAUAUUGUCGCUGGCCAGACGAAAUUUACACCGAUCAGCGAAGGUGGCGUCGAUCAGGCCAACCAAAUGAAUCCAACGUCUUGCAAUGCGCUUUCGGGUGGUGACGCUCGGCAACCAUCGGGUGAGAAUGCGUAUACUGAGACGAUAGCGGCCUUCGCGGAGUCCGAAGCGUCCAGCACUACGAUCACUGCAGCACCGCCGCUGCCGCAGAACGAUGACAGUUGCCUUAGCUUGUUCGAUCUCUCGCUUCCUUCGACGUCUUCCUCGCUGAUGGCAAACAUAUUCUCAGGCACCGCAGCGGAAACGGACGUCUGUUCCACGCUGAUGCCGAAUUCUCCGGUCGACACCAAGAUAUUGGAAAACGAACUUAAUGAUAUUUCCUUGACCAGCUUCUUCGGACAGCUUGACGCCGUGUACCAGAACGCAGCCGAACCGGCACAGCCUUGCAAUAACUUUGACCUGGAUAUAACCACUAUGAGUGAAAACAGCGUAGACUACAUUGCACGCUUCGAAAACAUCGCAUCAGAUCUGCGUGCGAAGGGUAGUAAUUCUUAACUCAAAACAUCUAAAUUCUAAAGUUAACAAAGUGUGCGCUAUUCGAAGAAUCGUUGGUUGUGGAAAUAUUAAUUAUAACUUUUGUUCAUCUGAUUUUAACACUGUAUUACCUCGUUGACUCACCCCUUUCCAUGUAUCAGGGAAAAUAUGUCUUAUUUAUGUAUGUGUAUGAACUGCAACUUUUAAAACACCUGGGGGUUUUAAUUCGUUACUUUAAGACAGCUUUAAGCGACAUCUUUUACCGGAAGGCUACAAUUUAGUAUGGAUAGUUGAGUAUAGUCAGCUGUAGGUUAUUCCCAUCAUUUGCGUUGCUAGAAUAAAAUAAAGCUUUGAGCCUGAAGUAUAUGAUCAGAAAUACAUACGGAUGUAUACGGCUAGUAUGCCCAGGUAUGUCAUUCAUUUCGUACGGGUAUCAUGGAUUUUUAUGUUUUAAAAUCUAUAAUUUGAGAAGUUGUUUUUCUGGUAUAGUCAAGGAGAAAUUGUAAUGCUCCCAUACAGGGAUUUAAACUCAAAUUUUAUGAUUUGUCAUACAAAAUGUUUCACAUACCUGGUUUGUAUCGGCCUUCCACAGGCCGAACAAUGUAAACCGAUUAGAAGCGAAAUAGUAAGUCCCAAGACUGAGCCCUUAUUAAUCAGCGUUCAAAAACUGUCAUCUUUUCUUCACAUCACAAUUAAGGAAAGCAAGACUGGUAGUAGAGGUUCCUUCAUUUCCAUAUGUAAUUCCUUCAAGUUUUUAGCUGUAGGGUGUAAAUAAAGAGUGAAGUUUUAAGCAGAUGGCAGCAGAGAGAAGAUCAUUCAAAUUUUGCUUACUGUAUGAUUUUUAAAAGUUUGAUUUUUCACUGAUUCAACUGAAUAUGAGCGUAUGCUGAAUAUGCAAGCAUAUCUGUCUCUAGAUAAGUGAUGUCCCCUGGUACGUACCAUAAUUGUACGAGCGAUUUAUUCAAUUUUUCAUUAGAGUUUAAAUUCGUUCAAAUGCUUUACGGUUCACAUUCAUUCAAGUUCGCUUCGCGUUAUAUUUGUUCAAUUUAUUCAUCGUUAGAAGAAGCUUUUGGCGCGACAAAAACUUACCAUCGGUAGAUAGCGUACGGUUACUCGUCGAUAGUUGUAUAAAUUUCACACCUAAAUUAACUUUGCAAAUAAUAAUAAGCGUUGCGUUUAGUUAUAAUUUUCCAGUCAACUCAGAUUCAGACCACUGGUUUUUUACUCAUCAAGGUAAUUGGA